UCAUGGUAACCAGGAAGAGAUGUGGACCUAGGCGAUGCGGUGUAUCAGGUGUCGCACCCCCCAGGGAGCCCAUCACCUUAGCAGCAGCGAUGCUUCGUGCGGAGGAUAGAGUCUGUAUGUAGCCCUGCACCAUGUGGGCGCAGUAUAAGUAUUCGGCGUUACCUCCGGCAUUAGAGGGGUCGACACCAUCACAGUCUACAAAAUCAGAUGCUUCUAACUCGUGGUUGGUGUGGUGCUGUCACAUUUGGAUGACCUGCCUUUCAUUUUUAAUUCUUCUCAUCACUUUACCCAUAUCCAUCUGGUGCUUCCUAAAGAUCGUCCCAGAUUAUGAGAGGUUAUUGGUAUUUCGCCUUGGUCGGGUACGUCCACCCAAAGGUCCUGGACUUGUCCUGCUGCUCCCUCUAAUUGACCAUUUUCAGAGAAUAGACAUGAGAACAAGAGCGUUCAGCAUACAUCCAUGUAAGGUCAAGUCUCGGGAUGAUGUGCCGGUAUCUGUAGGAGCUGAUGUUCAGUUUAGAGUCUGUGAUCCUGUACUGUCUGUGCUGUCUGUCCAGGACCUUAAUUUUGUAAUCCAGAACACGGCAGAGAACCUGUUGGCGCAGAGCUUGGGCCGCAAGUACCUUCGAGAGAUCUAUGGUGACCGAAUACGUCUAGGAGAACAUUUUAAGGAGGAUAUUAACGAGCAGGUGAAGCCAUGGGGGGUUUGUGUGGAGCAUGUGGACCUUCAUAUGGAAGCUGUCCUACGACCUCAAGAAGAGCACGUGAAUCUUCUCAACACUCCACAAGCUGUAAACCCCAAUGGUGGAUUCGAGCAGCUCAUCAUGCAGUUUGUCUCUAUGGCCAAGCAAGCUUCAGGAACAGAUGCAAAACCAUCUACAGCUGUUACAGAUCUGUCAUUACAUGAGAUGUUGUCUCGAUUGGAGGGGACCUUGUCAGAAUCAUUGGUCUCUGAAAUUAGGUCUUCAUAUCAGCUGUAUGUGAUCCAAAAAGACGGCAAGAGAUUUGCAUGUUUCCUUGAUCUAACAUCAGGAGCAGGACUUUCUGGAAUGGGAGUCCUCACUUCUUCUCCCGAUGUUACCCUAGAGAUUACAGAAGCCGAUCUCCUGUCUCUCAUUCGGGGAGAUUUAAAUGCCAUGGCUGCUUACACAACAGGUCGCUUGCUUGUCACAGGGAAUCUACAGACUGCUCUGCGACUAGAGAAGGUCCUACAGAAAAUGAGAUCCUGAUGCUAUUCCAAAAUUUAUUUUUUCACUCCUGUUUUUUUGUAAGAUAGGUUUUUAUAUAUAAAGAAAAUAAUAUGGA
This is a messenger RNA of Bufo gargarizans (Asiatic toad), 1302 nucleotides long. RefSeq names its product stomatin like 1 (gene STOML1). The record is from RefSeq and is a predicted model, not a curated record. Lineage: Eukaryota; Metazoa; Chordata; Amphibia; Anura; Bufonidae. Gene Ontology annotation, cellular component: plasma membrane. The transcript is spliced from 7 exons. Bases 132 to 1226 code for a protein of 364 amino acids.